CUUUCUCAUUCUCUCUCUAGGGUUGCGGCCGCACCAAACCCCCACCCCCCCCCCAACUCCGGCGACCGGCGGCCGGCGGCGCACGCCCAUAACCCUCCCAUGCCGCCUCACCGGUGACCACCUACCCGCCCUUCCCAAGAUCCCCCUUCGAUUCAUCUGAUUAGCGCGAGCAGCGAGGUUCGGCGCGGCGGGAUGGGGACGGAGGCGGAGGCGGCGGAGGUGGUGGAGUCGGUGAGCGACCUCGCCGUGCAGGACCCUCCCGGGGAGGAGUUCUCCGCGGCGGACCUCCGGUGGGUCAAGUACGCGAGCUCCGAGCACCAGCGGGACGACGUGGCGCUCAUCCCCUACGAGCGGAUGGACGCCUUCAUCGCCGGCGAAUGCAGCAACCCGGAGUGCCCCACGCGCUUCCACAUCGAGCGCGGCCGCAAGCGCGACCGCGGCACCCUCCGGGAGGUCAGGAGCGACGACUACCUUCUCUACAGGAUGUACUGGUGCUCGUUCGGCCCGGAGAAUUACGGCGAGGGAGGGACGAUCUUGCCGAGCAGGAAGUAUAGGCUCAACACGAGGAAUCGUGCCGCUCGUCCGCAGUCGAUGCGUGGCUGCACCUGCCACUUUGCCAUCAAGCGGCUAUAUGCCCGCCCGUCCCUGGUGCUCAUUAUCUACCAUGAGAGGCGGCAUAUCAACAAGUCUGGUUUCAUAUGCCAUGGUCCCUUGGACCGGGACGCCAUUGGGCCGGGUGCCAGGAGGGUGCCGUAUGUGGGGAGCGAGAUCCAGCAGCAGACCAUGUCGCUGAUUUACCUUGGUGUGCCGGAGGAGAACAUCCUGCAGACACAUAUGGAAGGGAUACAUCGUUACUGCGGCUCGGACGCGAAGGUUGAUAGCCUCGCUUCACAGUAUGUCCAGAAGCUUGGGAUGAUCAUCAAGAGGUCUACGCAUGAGCUGGAUCUUGAUGACCAGGCUAGCAUCAGAAUGUGGGUUGAUAGGAACAAGAAGUCUGUGUUCUACUACCAGGAUUCGACGGAUACAGAUGCAUUUGUUCUAGGGAUCCAGACAGAGUGGCAACUGCAGCAGAUGAUUCGCUUUGGUCAUCAGGAUCUUUUGGCUUCUCAUUCCUCGUUUGGUGUUAGCAAGCUGAAGUAUCCAUUGCACACACUCCUUGUCUUUGACUCAAGACAACAUGCUCUACCUGUUGCGUGGAUUAUAACCCGAUCAGUUACCAAGCAAGACACUUUGAGAUGGAUGAAAGCACUUACUGAGAGAAUAUAUUCUGUUGAUUCCACCUGGAGAAUCGGUGGAUUUGUAAUUGAUGACCCAGCUUCAGAGCUGGAUCCAAUCAGGGAUGUAUUCUCUUGCCCAAUUUUGUUUUCUUUAUGGCACAUUAGGAGAACCUGGCUUAAAAAUAUAAUCAAGAAAUGCAGCAACAGUGAGGUACAGCGGGAAAUGUUUAUGCAACUAGGAAAAGUUAUGUACAGUAUCUGGAGUGAGAAAAAUCCCAUGGAUGCUCUUGAGCAAUUAUUUCAAGACUUCGUUGACCAAACCACCUUCAUACAAUAUUUCAAGUCCUUUUGGGUUCCCAAAUUGGAGAUGUGGAUUGACACCAUCAGAAGUCUUCCACUAGCAAGUCAGGAAUCAUCAGGCACUAUUGAAGGUUACCAUCUAAAGCUCAAGGUUAAAGCAUAUGAUGACUCACAGCUUGAUGCUCUCCAGCGUGUGGACUGGUUGGUGCAUAAGCUCACAACAGAGCUCCAUUCGAGUUACUGGCUCAAUCUGUAUGCGGAUGAAAGCGGUUCAUUUCCUGAGGUGAAAGCAGAGUACAUUGCGUCCACUUCAUGGCAUAGAGCGCUGCAGAUACCUGACGAUGCUGUUAUAUUUGAUGACAAGGAACCAUUUUCAGCAAAGGUGACAAGCCAGAAGGAUACUAGUCAGAUGUGGACUGUCUGGAAUCCUGGGUCUGAGUUUUCUCUUUGUGAUUGUUCGUGGUCAAUGCAGGGCAACCUAUGUAAGCACAUCAUAAAGGUUAACAUGAUGUGUGGACCACGCAAGGAUUUCCAGCCCUCGCUCUCAUUUCAAUCGUUUCAGCGUGUCCUACUUGAUCUGUGGCAAAAACCCAUGGAUGAUUCAUUCUCACUCGAUCUGUCAGUAGCAUGGGUUAUGCAAAUGCAGGAGAGGAUCCAGAAGGUGACUGAGCUUGCUACCGCUGACGGCAUUGCGGAAGUAUCUAACAGAUUGCCGAUUCAAUGGACAAACAAGAAAGGGAGGAAAGUAGCUGCAAAGCGCACCAGCCCUUUACGUGUUCUUCCUCACUCCAAUGGUAUUGUGCAAAAGGAUUUCACACCCAAGAAGAACAGAAAGAGAAAGAGGUUGUCAACAGUCUCGGGUUAACAGUACUCCAAUUGUUCUUGUCCAGAGAGUUAUUUUUCUCUCUGUGUAAUUAGAUGGCUAACCGUCUUUUGUUUGUUUUCUGUCUCAACUAGUUACUUUUGGUAUAGGCAUUGGUUACUAGGAUGAUCACCUCACGUUUCUGAAACCAAUUCUUCUGUUGUUUAGUUGGAUAUAAUUAUUCAGGCAGCAUAAGAAAUACAUCGAAUCAGUCUCUCUGGUCGAUCGUGGCAUUAUGAU
Molecule: messenger RNA, 2619 nt
Organism: Oryza sativa Japonica Group (Japanese rice)
Lineage: Eukaryota; Viridiplantae; Streptophyta; Magnoliopsida; Poales; Poaceae
Molecular function (GO): zinc ion binding
Source: RefSeq, a predicted model, not a curated record